AUGCCUCGGCUUCCUCGACCAACCUUCAACAUCCGCACUGCUCUUUCCGGACCCGUCACCAGCCCUGCUCGAGAAAAGGAACUGAGGCUAGUCAAGAAAAUUGAUAUUUCCCCAGAGAUUCAAUCCCUCCUCGAGACGCCGACAUGGUCGGUAUCUUCGCUGUUGCCUCCAUCAUCACGGCGAUCUAGAGGUAGAGACUCGACGACGAGGACAGGCAAGACUUCAUCCGAAGCACAAGCAGCCUCGAGAGACGAGGAUACGCUGGGCCCGAAAGAGAUAACGCGUGAGAAACUUCACCACCUCCUCCGCCUCUCCGCCCUCCCCCUCCCCAGUUCUCCCGCCGAAGAAUCCCAAAUGCUCCAAGAUCUGCGCGACCAAGUACACUUUGUCAAGGAAAUUCAAAAAGUUGAUACAACAGGUAUCGAACCUCUUGUGGCAAUCCGCGAUGAGACCUCAGAACAUAGACGAGAACGCACCAUCAACCGGUCGACAUUGGCCGAAUUUCUCGCACUUGAGGAGAAGAAGGGCAAGAAUGGAACGAUAAGAAGAAGAAGAGAUACGUAUCAGGUCACAAGCUUUACGCCAGACAGCCAGCCAUGGAAGGAGGAUCCGUUAGCUUGGAGCAAGGUUGAGGACCCCUGGGAACUUGGUGAAGGUGAAGAGAGUCGAAAGAUAGGGAGGUUCUUUUUUGUCAAAAGACAGGCCCCUGAGCUAGAGCGCGAAGGGACGGGAAAAGAGGAGGGAGGACAGAAUGUGAAGGGAAAGGAAGUGGAUUGA
Messenger RNA from Cladophialophora psammophila CBS 110553, 777 nucleotides. RefSeq lists its product as uncharacterized. The transcript has a single exon. NCBI's taxonomy places the organism in Eukaryota, Fungi, Ascomycota, Eurotiomycetes, Chaetothyriales, Herpotrichiellaceae. Gene Ontology annotation, molecular function: glutaminyl-tRNA synthase (glutamine-hydrolyzing) activity. The record is from RefSeq and is a predicted model, not a curated record. The coding region runs from base 1 to 777 and encodes 258 amino acids. Gene Ontology annotation, biological process: regulation of translational fidelity; glutaminyl-tRNAGln biosynthesis via transamidation.